This is a messenger RNA of Venustampulla echinocandica, 1590 nucleotides long. Its product is annotated as putative signal recognition particle subunit SRP54. Gene Ontology annotation, biological process: SRP-dependent cotranslational protein targeting to membrane; SRP-dependent cotranslational protein targeting to membrane, translocation. Lineage: Eukaryota; Fungi; Ascomycota; Leotiomycetes; Helotiales; Pleuroascaceae. The record is from RefSeq and is a predicted model, not a curated record. The transcript is spliced from 2 exons. Gene Ontology annotation, molecular function: GTPase activity; 7S RNA binding; ATP hydrolysis activity. Bases 1 to 1590 code for a protein of 529 amino acids. Gene Ontology annotation, cellular component: cytosol; signal recognition particle, endoplasmic reticulum targeting.
AUGGUUCUUCAAGAUCUCGGUCGCCGCAUCAAUGCGGCCGUCAGCGACCUGACAAGGUCGAGUAAUCUCGAUGAAAAGGCAUUCGACGGUAUGAUUAAGGAGAUCUGCUCAGCACUCCUUGAAGCUGAUGUCAACGUACGCCUCGUCGGGGUCCUACGAAAGUCCAUCAAAAGCUCAGUCAACUUCAAAGAGCUAGCGCCUAACGUCAACAAGAAGCGACUGAUUCAGAAGGCUGUCUUCGACGAGUUGGUUAAACUUGUAGACCCGCACCCCCACACCAAACCUUUCAAUCCCAAGAAGGGCAAACCGAGUGUUAUUAUGAUGGUGGGUUUACAAGGUGCGGGGAAAACUACUACAUGUACGAAGCUGGCACGGCACUAUCAAUCAAGGGGCUUCAAGGCCUGUCUGGUUUGCGCAGAUACGUUUCGAGCGGGAGCUUUUGAUCAGUUGAAGCAGAAUGCGACGAAGGCGAAGAUCCCCUAUUAUGGAUCUCUUACGCAGACAGAUCCAGCAGUUGUGGCGAAAGAAGGCGUGGAGAAAUUCAAGAAAGAGAAGUUCGAGAUUAUCAUUGUGGAUACCAGUGGACGGCAUCGACAGGAGGAUGCCCUCUUCCAAGAAAUGGUGGAUAUUCAGACAGCUGUCAAACCGGACCAAACUAUCAUGGUGUUAGAUGCUAGUAUUGGGCAACAAGCUGAGGCUCAAAGCAAAGCCUUCUACGAUACAGCUGCAUUUGGUGCUAUUAUUAUUACCAAGACCGAUGGACACGCAAGCGGAGGAGGAGCUAUAUCAGCAGUUGCAGCUACCGGAACCCCUAUAGUCUUCAUUGGUACUGGCGAACACAUACUUGACUUGGAAAGAUUCGCGCCUGAAAAAUUUGUCCAAAAGCUACUCGGAAUGGGUGACAUUCAAGGGCUCGUUGAGCACGUGCAGUCCUUAAAACUUGAUCAAAAGGAUACUAUGAAGCAUAUUGCCGAAGGUGUCUUUACGGUGCGCGAUCUUAGAGACCAACUAUCUAAUAUCAUGAAAAUGGGGCCGCUAUCAAAAAUGGCCGGCAUGAUUCCGGGAAUGAGUGGCAUGAUGCAGGGCAUGGACGAUGAAGAGGGCUCCAUUAAGCUUAAACGCAUGAUCUACAUGUGCGAUUCCAUGACGGCGAAAGAAUUGGACAGCGACGGCAAGAUAUUCACUGAGCAACCCACACGGAUGACAAGGAUAGCUGGUGGUAGUGGUACCAGCGUUCGUGAAGUUGAGGAUCUACUCACGCAACAUAAGAUGAUGGCUGGUAUGGCGAAGAAAAUGGGCGGCAAUAUGAAGAAUAUCCAAAGGGCGCAGGGGGCAAUGGGCGGUGGAAACAAGCAACAGCAAAUGGCUGCAAUGCAGAAGCGUCUCGCUAGCAUGGGCGGUGCUGGUGGAGCGGGUGGUGGUGGUAUGCCUGAUAUGGGAUCCUUGAUGAAAAUGCUCGGUGGAGGCGGGGCCGGGGCCGGAGGGAUGCCUGGAGGCAUGGACAUGCAGGCCAUGAUGAAGCAAAUGGGUGGGAUGAUGGGCGGCAUGCCUGGAAUGGGUGGUGCUGGAUCUGGAAGAGGACGACGGUAG